Molecule: messenger RNA, 1462 nt
Organism: Labeo rohita (rohu)
Lineage: Eukaryota; Metazoa; Chordata; Actinopteri; Cypriniformes; Cyprinidae
Gene: uqcrfs1
Product: cytochrome b-c1 complex subunit Rieske, mitochondrial
Exons: 2
Coding region: 80-901 (273 amino acids)
Biological process (GO): mitochondrial electron transport, ubiquinol to cytochrome c
Cellular component (GO): membrane
Molecular function (GO): quinol-cytochrome-c reductase activity; 2 iron, 2 sulfur cluster binding
Source: RefSeq, a predicted model, not a curated record
ACGUCAGGAGUGCGCAUGCGUCAGCGGCGCCGGUAGAUCACUUUGGGAAGGUCGAUCACAGACCCGUUAGCCAGCAAACAUGAUGUCCUUUGCUGCCCGUUCGGGGGCUUUUUCCCCGUACCUGCAAGCUACAAAUUAUGCCGUGGCAGGUCCACUAAAACCUCUCAUACCCGGAGUCGUCAUGAAGACCGAUAAAAUGUUGAUGGACACCAAGAAACCGUUCCUGUGCCGCGAGUCCUUAUCGGGUCAGAGCGCAAAGAGCGGCCUCGCCGUGUCCGUCAGCCUCAACGCUCGCUCCUCAGUGCGUUUCGCCCACACAGACAUCAAGAUCCCAGAUUUCUCUGACUACCGGCGGCCAGAGGUUUUAGACCCCAAGAAGUCCUCGCAAGAGAGCGGCGAUGCCCGACGUGCCUUCUCCUAUCUGGUCACGGGAUCCAGCGUCGUGGUCGGAGUCUAUGCGGCCAAGACAGUUGUCACACAGUUUGUCUCCUCCAUGAGCGCCUCAGCUGACGUGUUGGCCCUGUCCAAGAUCGAAAUCAAGCUAUCAGACAUCCCUGAGGGUAAGAACAUGACCUUCAAAUGGCGAGGGAAACCCCUGUUUGUCCGGCACAGAACGGAAAAGGAGAUCGCAACUGAGGCAGAUGUCAAUCUCGCUGAGCUUCGGGACCCCCAGCACGACAAAGACCGCGUUCAGAACCCGACCUGGGUUAUUGUCAUUGGCGUGUGCACCCACCUGGGCUGCGUGCCCAUCGCUAACGCUGGUGAAUAUGGUGGCUAUUACUGCCCAUGCCACGGCUCUCAUUACGACGCAUCUGGUCGCAUUAGGAAAGGUCCUGCUCCUCUCAAUCUGGAGGUGCCCUACUACGAGUUCCCAGAUGAUGACACAGUUAUUGUAGGAUAAAGGACUGUACUCGAAUAACUAUGAUCAACACUGAACAUGUGCUUUACUUGUUUGAUUUUUGUCCAUCUUGUUUCAGACUCAUAAUCUGCAUUGACUUGAUGGGUAACAAAGGUUAAUUGUAAGUAAUAAAGUGUAUUUUAUCUGAUGGAAACCUCACUCAGCUCUAUUUAUUCAGUCUCAAUAUACACAUCUAUAUGUGUUUUACAGAAUCACAUGGCUUGUUGGUUAACAGAUAAGGAACAAAUUAGAUCUCUACUUUGCUAUAGCUAUACACUAUACACAAGUGUUUAAGUGAAUAAGGCAAAAAGAGUAAGACAGUUUUUUUUAACAGUGGAAAGUCAGGUGGGUUGUUUGCAGGGUGUAGAGGAACAGAAAAUGUGUAAUUUACCUAACAAGCAACGACACAUUGCUUCUGCACUCUUUUGUCAUAGAAGUAAAGGUGACACCUGUCUGAUUGUCAGCGGAAUCAGAAAAGAACAGCGAAUGUGAAAUAUGGACGUAUUAAAAAUGCUCUAAGAUGUGCUUAGAGAGUUACGAAUUAAAUAAAAUCUUUACAAAUUU